Messenger RNA from Punica granatum (pomegranate), 1619 nucleotides. The record is from RefSeq and is a predicted model, not a curated record. NCBI's taxonomy places the organism in Eukaryota, Viridiplantae, Streptophyta, Magnoliopsida, Myrtales, Lythraceae.
UCGUCACUUGCUCCCACGAUUUCUCCUGUCUCUCUCUCUCUCUACAUAAUCUCUCUGUAUUGUAACAAACUUCUCUCUCCCCCCCUGAUCUCACUGUCUCUCGGCAUUUCUUCAGAAGACUUUCUCCUUCAUGAUUUGAUUUGAUAGUAGGAUACCUACCGUGCUCCUGCUCGAUCCAGCUUCCCUCGCUGACCUUCGCCUCGAAAUCUCGGAGCCCUCUCACGGCUUCCUGCAUUUCUCUCUAUCCUGAUCAAAUGUCUCGCUACCGCCCGAUUCUCCUCUUGGCCACGCUGUUCUCUCUCGUCGGAGCUCUCCACGCCAGCCCCGGUGACGCCGAUCCAGUUUACAAGUCCUGUGUUGCGGAUUGUGAGAAAUCAGGAUGUGUUGGUGAGAGAUGCUUCCAACACUGUAAGUUUUCUUCUGAUGGGAAACCAAUCGGUAGUCCAUUGCAUAUGCAAGAACCACUGUAUCUGCGCUGGAAACAGUGGGACUGCCAGAGUGAUUGCCGAUAUCACUGUAUGCUCUCAAGGGAGGAGGAAAGGGAGAAACUUGGUGAAAAGCCUAUCAAAUACCACGGAAAAUGGCCAUUUCAGCGUAUAUACGGGAUCCAGGAACCCGCUUCAGUCGUCUUCUCUGCCCUCAACCUUUCCGUGCAAUUUCACGGCUGGCUAUCCUUUUUCAUCCUCGUGUACUACAAGUUACCUCUGAAAGCUAACAGGGGAACUUUAUAUGAGUACACUGGCCUGUGGCAUAUCUAUGGGCUCUUGUCGAUGAAUUCCUGGUUCUGGAGUGCUGUCUUUCAUAGUCGAGAUGUGGAGUUGACGGAGAAGCUCGAUUACUCAUCGGCUGUGGCUCUGCUUGGGUUCUCCCUUAUUGUGGCCAUAAUGCGAGCUUUCAAUGUGAGAGAGGAAGCUGCGAGGGUCAUGGUUGCGGCUCCUCUUAUAGCAUUUGUAACGACACAUAUUCUGUAUCUUAACUUUUAUAAGCUAGACUACGGAUUGAACAUGAAGGUUUGUGUAGCAAUGGCCAUUGCUCAGCUUCUGAUAUGGGCAGUUUGGGCUGGGGUGAGCCGUCACCCAUCACAACGGAAAGUGUGGGUAGUGGUGUUGGGUGGAGGCCUCGCGAUGCUCCUGGAGCUGUACGACUUCCCGCCAUAUCAGGGGCUUGUGGAUGCCCAUGCUCUCUGGCAUGCCAGCACCAUCCCCCUCUCAUACCUUUGGUGGAGCUUCAUUCGGGAUGAUGCUGAGCAUAGGACCACAACUCUACUGAAGAAGGCCAAGUAGAGAAGAAGCUCUGUUUCUUCUGGACAUGUGCUGAUGAGGACUUCAAACUCUACCACGAAAGAUAGCUAGAAAGCUGGUUGUCUUGCCUUUUCGUUUUUUUUUUUUUUUUUUUCCCGGCAGAGGAUUAAUUUAUUGGUGGAGAUCGGAUUAUCAGGUUUGGAAGGCGGCACGAAGUUCUUUUUUUCCCUGAAAGUUCGAUGUGCUCCACUGAGUUGCACACAAUACCUGUCGGGUUUGUAUUGUGUUUUUGUUUGAACAGUGGCACGAUAAUGGUGCCUUGUGAAGUUGAUGUUGUUGUUCCUCCUGAAUCGGAUUCCCAGAUGUCUGAUUUUUCAA